Messenger RNA from Spodoptera litura, 286 nucleotides. It is a transcript of the gene RpS29, whose product is annotated as ribosomal protein S29. NCBI's taxonomy places the organism in Eukaryota, Metazoa, Arthropoda, Insecta, Lepidoptera, Noctuidae. Gene Ontology annotation, cellular component: cytosolic small ribosomal subunit; ribosome. Gene Ontology annotation, molecular function: zinc ion binding; structural constituent of ribosome. Gene Ontology annotation, biological process: cytoplasmic translation. The record is from RefSeq and is a predicted model, not a curated record.
AAAUUCUAUCUCAUUCGUUCUUUUUGGUGUAGCCUCCAUUUUGGACGUGUUGCAUUCUGCGUACAGCGCAAGAAUUAAAUAAUUAGCACAAUGGGUCACGCUAACAUUUGGUACUCUCACCCUCGCAGAUAUGGCCAGGGCUCUCGCUCUUGCCGCGCCUGCUCCAACAGACAUGGUCUUAUCCGCAAGUACGGUCUCAACAUCUGCAGACAGUGCUUCAGGGAAUACGCUCACGACAUCGGUUUCAAGAAGCUGGAUUAAAAUGACCAAUAAACUUUAAAUUAAG